Molecule: messenger RNA, 1650 nt
Organism: Aplysia californica (California sea hare)
Lineage: Eukaryota; Metazoa; Mollusca; Gastropoda; Aplysiida; Aplysiidae
Product: arylsulfatase J
Exons: 8
Coding region: 99-1418 (439 amino acids)
Source: RefSeq, a predicted model, not a curated record
GUUCCAGUUCUGGGAGUGAAAAGAGAGAGACAGAGAGAGAGACAAAGAGAGAUAGAGAGACUGAGUUUCAUUAGACAGCGGCUCACUCUUCACGUCAGAUGAUGAUGAAGAUGUGGCUACCACUUUUGUUUGCUAUGUGGCUGUCAGCUGUGAGCGGAAACAUUAACAACAGCGCCAGCAUGAACAACAACAACAACAACAGCAACAGCAAAAACAACAACAACAACAACAACAACAGCAACCAAAAACGUCCAAACAUCAUCUUUGUCUUUGCCGACGACUACGGCUUCAACGACAUUGGUUACCACGGCUCCCAGAUUUCUACUCCAACUCUUGAUAAGCUGGCGUCUGAUGGAGUAAAACUAGAGAACUAUUAUGUCCAGCCCCUCUGUUCACCCACUCGUAGUCAGCUCAUGUCUGGACGGUACCAGAUCCACACAGGUCUCCAACAUCGCAUCUUCCGUUCAGAACAACCCAACGGCCUACCCCUGGACAGUCCAACAAUGGCGGACAAGAUGAAGGAAGCCGGUUACGCCACACACAUGGUGGGAAAAUGGCACCUGGGAUUUUACAAGGACGAGUACUUGCCCUGGAACAGAGGAUUCGACUCCUACUUCGGUAAAGGUACAUCUUUGGAAAACCCCCUGUUCCUGUACCUGGCCUACCAGUCUGUCCACGAACCACUACAGGUUCCCGAGGAAUACGAAAGACAAUACACUCACAUCCAGGACUCAAAACGUCGAUCUUACGCAGACAAUGGCGGUGCUCGUAGAGGUGGGGCCAACAACUUCCCUCUCCGCGGCGGGAAAAGUACACUGUGGGAGGGAGGUAUCCACGGCGUGGCUUUUGUCACCGGCGGGAGGGUUCCGGCGAAAGGAACAGUUAACCGAGAGCUAAUCCACGUCACUGAUUGGUUCCCCACGCUGGUGGGCCUGGCACAGGGCUCCCUCAACGGAACGAAGCCUUUGGACGGAGUUGACCAGUGGGACACCAUCAGUAAUGGGACUCCCAGCAAACGCACAGUCUUACUUCACAACAUCGACCCCAUGUCUAGUAACCACGGCGUCCCUCUGUACAACGACACUUUCGACACCAGCGUGAGGGCGGCCAUAAGGGUGGGCCACAUGAAGCUCAUCACUGGAGCCCCGGGCAACGGAAGCUGGGUACCGCCCCCUGGACAAACGCAAGCGGUCCCUUCUGAGCCUAACACAUCCCCUGACAAGAACGUGUGGUUGUUCAACAUCACAGCUGACCCGACCGAGCACCACGACUUGUCUGACCAGAUGCCGGGCACGGUCCGGACCCUCCUGGGAUAUCUACAACGGUUUGACCAGACAGCUGUCCCUAUUCUGUUCCCGGCCUUAGACAAGAACAGUAACCCAGCUUUGCACGGGGGAGUUUGGGGGCCGUGGCAGUAGUUCCCCUUGACAAUUCCCUGUUUUGCUUUCUUGAUUGGUUGUUGUCUUUGCUCUGGACAAAGGUUGAUUUGCUACAAAUGCUUUUUGGCUCUAGAUCUACACGUCAGCGUGCCUUGCUCGAAAGUGGGUGUUUCAAUACAGUCUGUGUGUAUCUUGUCCAAAACCAUAGUGCCGUUGCUACAUUUUUGUGUGUGCAGAGUCAGCCAAUAAACACUGUUAUACCAGUUCCUGG